Pogonomyrmex barbatus (red harvester ant) is the source of this 4015-nucleotide messenger RNA. RefSeq lists its product as uncharacterized. NCBI's taxonomy places the organism in Eukaryota, Metazoa, Arthropoda, Insecta, Hymenoptera, Formicidae. The record is from RefSeq and is a predicted model, not a curated record.
AAACUCAUGCUGCGAAUGGAAUAAUGCAUUAUUGAUCGCGAAGGAGAAUAAACGGGCACGACAGCUGCAGUCGGGAUCUAAAUUCGUUAAAGCAAAUCAAUGAUCUAGCCUCUGGUACCGAUGAUUAAUUUGCCCUGUAACGCGGCCUCGAUGUCACAGGUCACGCCCUGUCAGAACGUACCCGUGCAGACGAGUCAGUAUAAUUUUCCAACAUGUCAACAACGGCAAACCAGCACUCAGCAGAUGCAAACUGCAUGCGGUCCAUAUUCCAGAACUUCUCAAGAAAGACCGUUCACACACGUCUGCCAGCCGGAUACUUACAUAAUGACACACCAAUGUACGCCAAGCGCGUCGCAGCCAAUAACGAAUCCGUGUCGUCCCGUUUUCCAAACCGGUCUACCACCGACUUAUCCCGGCUGCGGCCAGCUGCCACAGAAUAUCCUGGACCAAAUUCGUGCGUGCGUCAACAGUGCCGCGCCUAUCUUCAUCCUGCCCGGCACCUGCCAGCAAUCGCCGGCAUCCCAACAACAGCAACAACAGCAGCAACCGUCUAUGCCUCCUUUGAUACCUCAAAUAGCGCCCUUGCCCCCUCCAGUGGCAUAUCCGCCGAGCGGAUUAGCCUACCCCCCGGCUUGUUAUCCGCCACCCCCGUCGUUCUACCCCUAUCCCGUGCCUCUGCCGUUCUGCGAUUCUCCGUUCGCUCGCACACGCGAGGCCGCGCCGAGUUGCGGAUGCUGCCGAAAAGGAGAGACGGAUUCGACGGAGAUCAGAAACAUCUUGCGCGCCGGUUGCCGUUACGACGCCGCCGAGACGGACGAUCAUCGUUGCACGCCCACCCUCGACGAUGCCAUUUGUUCCAAGAGGAACUGCCCGUCCUCGCUGCAUCUGCAAGCGUUGGCGUCCCAAUUUCUAUCGAUGCAGGGCAUCAUACCGUGCGCUGCCACGCGACUGGUGCUACGCAAAGUACCGGGCUCGAACGUGACCACCACCAUGGAGGAUACGAUGUCGAGGGCGCAGAAGGCGAUAAGCGUCCUGACGAAGGAUCAGUUGCUGUCGGAAUCGAGGAACGCGCAGCAAGUGAACGCGCUGAUCAAUCUGCACAUGACGGCCAAUCCGCCGCCCAACAUCAUCCCGAUCCUCACGCUGGUGCAGCUGAAGAUGAAUCUACUGAAGGCGCAGGUCGAGGGGCUCGUCAAUCAGAAGAUAAUGGAGAUUCAGGGAGUUGGCGUGGAGGUGGAGACCGAUCUCAUAGAUCCCGCGGUCCUCGCCCUCAAGUCCGACGCCGAGCUGCGGGACUUCCUGACGGCGCUGCGGAAGAAGGAGUGCGACGAGCGAGUGAACGUGAACUUCGCGCCGUACCGGUCGCAACGCGCGAUCGCGGAGACCCGGCUGAGCAACGUCCAGACCAAGAUCCGUCAGGUGGAGGCGGAGUUCGAUCGCAGACGGUGCGCGAUACUGCCGGCGCCGACGUUGUCCUCGCGCGUCGUGCAACAAUUCGCCAGGCCGUGCUACACGGCGAGAUUCGAGGAUCCCAGGAAGUUGUACGGCACGCUGCCGCUGGAGACUCGUUCGCCCGAUCCAUUCGUAUGCGUAAAACCGCGAAGCCCCAAGAGGCUGCUGCUGAAGCCGUGCACGGGAACAAAGCCGGAAACGGCUACCACGCGACCGGUGGCUGCCCCAGCAGCCGGCAGGAAUCCCUCGAAAAAUACGGACGACGAGAAGGAGAAACGACCGGCGACUCCGCAGCGUUCCAAAGAGGAUUGCACCUGUUGCGACAGGACGACGUCGGAGGAGAGCAUCGACGAGGCUAAAAAAAAACUCCGACCGAGGAUCAUCGAGAUAGACGCGAUGACGGUCAGUAACAUCGAGGAGCUGGGACGUGAGACGUCAUCACUGAUGAAGCUAAUGUCGAGUGUCUGCGUGAGGAUCAGCGCGGAGGGAUACGAGGGAAAAUACGGGGAGAGGAAUGAGAUGUCGGUCGGCGGAGUUCCAUGCGAUGGAAAAUGUUGGAUGUUACCCAAGGCCUGCGUCAACAUCGAGAAUGAAUCGAUGAAGUCUUUAACGGAAUCUGAGAGCGACAUGGUGGUUACGCUCGGCGAGAAGAUCGAUGUGGAGGACGUUUGCAAAGCGCGAGAUGUAAUCGAGAUUCGUGGCUGCGGUCGACAUGAGUUCGAAAGUUCGGUGGACCUGCGGCAAUCUGAAGAACGAAUGGAAGUCGAAACGGCAAUUCCAAGGAAAGAUGCGAUGAUCAAAAAACGUGAUAUUGAGAUUAAAAAUUUGCAAGACGUCUCGCCGGAGUUGAAAUCUGAUCGAGAAGAGGCUACAACCGUUGCGAAAGUUCCAGCCUCGGGUGUGAGAGAAACGGAACGAACGUCACCGAGCGGUAUGUACGCUUCGCUAAGGACUAUAUUAAAAUCAAGAAAAGAAAAGAGCGAGGACGAACAGAAAGGUAAAAGCGACGAAAUCUUGGCAUCGUCCGCGGAUAUGACGGCGGAAAGCACAAGUCAAGCACCAGUGAAAAGUAAGAAGAAAACAAGAUUCCACAUUGUCUCAUUGAUGACGAAUAUCGUGCACGAUAAAAACCGGGAAUACGGAAGAGAACAAAAAAUCCAGAGGGAAAUAACAAGUGAAAGAGAGAUGAGUCUAACCACCGAUCCGGAUAUCGAAAAAUUAGAUAAUCACGAUACAAUCGAAAGUCUCCUAGGAAGUGCGGUCACGCGCGACAUUACUGGAAAAGAUCGCUCGGAAAACAUAUUUUCAAAGAGAUUGGAUCUUCCGAAGCUCCGUUUCGAUCAUCAAUGCCAAACCGCAUUCAAAGAAGAUAAAAAUACAGCCACGAACGAAUGGCUAUUAUCAAGAACGAAAAAUAUAUUUCCUCCGUUCAAAAAUUUGCAUAAACAUGUGACAGAUAACGAGAAAAACGAGGAUGGCGUAGGAACUUAUCCGAGUUCGAUAACGAGAGCAGAAAUUACGACUACAAAACGUUUAUCCCGCUGCAACAAUGUCACAGGAAGUACCUUAGGAUCUUUUUGUAAGAAUAACGUGCCUUAUCAUUUCAACGUGGAAGGAAGCUUAAUUUCGAAACUACUUUCUGUCAUUGGCACCCACGUGACUGCGUUUAUCAAUAAAAUAAUUUCUCUGAAUAGAAGAUUGUUACAUCCAAUUUGUUGUGCGAUAUUCGGUAAUAGUUUAAAUAUAAAUGCCUUCGGUGAAGACGUUUCGAUACGCGAUCGUCCCAAAUUGAUCUCAAAAGAUCAUGAUUCACUCGUUGAUUCACCCCUGCCCUGUUCUCUCGGCUUAAAUCAUAGAACUGCCAAAACCAGCGAACAUGAUAUUCGCAAUACAAACUUAUUACGAAUUUCCACGAAAGAAGGGUAUAAAAAAAUACGCAAGAUAAAACAUUCGAUAAUUGAAAAUAAAAAAACCAAGGUGAAAUAUUUAUUGAUCGGUACAUCGAAUCGUGACCUGAUAUCGACGCGUGAUUUGGGUCGACCUUACAAGAUCCAGAGAAGUCUCUUGAUACGUAGUCGAUUGAAAAAUUCUCUAAAUUCGCAAGAUUAUCCGUAUCCCUUUUCUCUUUUGAAACGUUCCGGGGAAAAUGCACUCGAGUCUCAAGCAAAACGUAACGAAAACACAAAAACGCUCAAAGAAAAGAAAAUACGCGAUCUGAGGACUAGCGAAAAAUUCUGGAUAUUAUCGAAAGCUGUAAAAACAAACGGAAGUAAAAUAUUAGAAAUGAGGGAAUAUGAUGAGUAUGAAGAACAAAUUUCAAGCGAACAUUUGCACGAUAAUGUUAAAAAUAAUAACGUAUCUACUAUGCAAGAUCAUAUAAUCAUUGGCAAUACUACAGCCAGUAAUGAACUCGUGAUAAACGUUCACGAUUAUCUCUGGGCUGCAAACUGAAAUAAAUACUGAAAUAAUACGAGAUAAUAUAUAUGAAGACCGUAGCGCACAUUUAUUGAUAUCUGAUAAUAAUUAUUAAAGGAUAUCAUGUGAUAUUAACUUAAUAAAUUAA